AUGGGAGGGCUGCGCUUCCCGUGGAUCAAGCUUGGCGACGAGACCGUGUCCAAGACAUACACCAACGCCCUGCUCGACACCAUUGCCUCGUACUGUGCUCGCACACAACAGUUUGAGACUCUUUCCACUCUGGCACUCUCGUCCAAGGCCACACACGCACUCGUCGUUCCACACCUGUACAGCUACUUUCGCCUGACUGCGGCGAAUGCUGUCCCUCUCCUAGCUGGGCUCCGAAUGCCCCCCUUUGACCGCACUGGCGCCCGCUACCACGAUGUCCGUUGGGCCAACGCUCUAGCCCACUGGAUUGUCAUGGAGCGCCCCAAGGGCAUCCCGUUGUGGGUUCGCGAGGUUGUCAUGCAUGGCUUGUCGCCUAUAGACCAUGACGUCGACGACAACGACGACGACGACGAGAUGGAGGGGUACAGAUCUGGGUCUUCUUCCGACCAGGCCAGCGGCCGUCCCGGGACCCGCAAUCAACGCUCGUACCCGUCCCAGCGGUCUCACAGCCUCAAGAUGGCCUACCUCAAGCAGAUUGCUACCCUCCAUGUUGAUACCGUGCCGGACGAAAGCCUUUGCCACCAUUUCAACAUUAUGAUUGGCACCAUCCUGAAUAAGACAAUGUACGACAAGAUCUUUCCAAGAGUCAAAGAGGUCUCGCUGUCCUCUGGAGCAGUGUUUCAGCUGUCAUCCUGGCAAGGCAACGACACGGCGCCCAUGCACCCCUUUCUCCGAACUCUGGGUACGGCCUUCCGCCCCGACCAUCUCUGCGUCCACCCGCUCCCCGAUGACACAGUACACGAGUCGCUGUUCGAGUUCCUCACCCCUUUCUUCCACGGGCCCGGGCCCGCUCGACCAUGGCAAGAUGUCCUCGAUUCGCAGCCGUUCGACCUCAUCUGCCACCUCGUUCGCUCGUGGUUCCCCAUGUCCAUUACCAUCCACGGCGCCGGGCGACAGCUGGUCCCAAGCCCGCCUCGGGUGACGAUGCGAGUCUUCCUUGCCGAUACGAGCAGCCGUCAAGGCACCGUCGUCGAUACAAUGUCUGGCGACAUGGCGUUCCGCCGGAGUGCCGAGGACGCGCCCCGGUGGGAGUGGAUCUACCCGACUUCACCGUCGUUUGACGAAAGAAUGAGGCGCAACGACAGUCUGAUCAAGCUCGGCGAUACAGCAGGGUUGGAGCGCGUCAAAUGGAGUGUGCAGAGUGAAGCGUCCGAGUGUAGGUGUUGUGGAGGCAAGUGA
Messenger RNA from Apiotrichum porosum, 1236 nucleotides. RefSeq lists its product as uncharacterized. The transcript has a single exon. Lineage: Eukaryota; Fungi; Basidiomycota; Tremellomycetes; Trichosporonales; Trichosporonaceae. Bases 1 to 1236 code for a protein of 411 amino acids. The record is from RefSeq and is a predicted model, not a curated record.